This is a messenger RNA of Folsomia candida, 432 nucleotides long. Its product is annotated as E3 ubiquitin-protein ligase RNF4. The transcript has a single exon. Bases 1 to 432 code for a protein of 143 amino acids. The record is from RefSeq and is a predicted model, not a curated record. NCBI's taxonomy places the organism in Eukaryota, Metazoa, Arthropoda, Collembola, Entomobryomorpha, Isotomidae.
AUGUCUGGAGCACGAAGGGAUAAUAAUCAGCAACAAAGCUCUUGGUUGAAGACAGCAGCUACAUUUGCUGUGGGAGCAGCAGUGGGCGCAGCGGCGGCUGGAAUUGCUUAUUUUGCAGCGACCGAGGACGACCGAAUGGAGCAGCAGCAACGCCAACAACAUGCAAAUAUGCAAGCACCACGGGCGAGGGUCAGUCGAAGCGGAUCAACAGACUCUCUCGAAGAGGAAAAAGUUUUGGGUGUCGUCAAGGUCUGUGAGAUCUGUUUUGAAGACUUUGAACAGUUGAAGGACCGUGAGAUUCAUAUAAUGGCAACUCCAUGUGGGCACGUUUUCUGCCGAGUAUGCAUCGAAGAGGCCCUUACACGUCAACCUCGUUGCCCUCAUUGUCGCCAAAACGUCGAAAUUCAGCAAUUGCAAAGGCUAUAUCUCUGA